Messenger RNA from Zeugodacus cucurbitae (melon fly), 2623 nucleotides. It is a transcript of the gene serp, whose product is annotated as chitin deacetylase 1. The coding region runs from base 304 to 1914 and encodes 536 amino acids. Lineage: Eukaryota; Metazoa; Arthropoda; Insecta; Diptera; Tephritidae. Gene Ontology annotation, molecular function: protein binding; hydrolase activity, acting on carbon-nitrogen (but not peptide) bonds; chitin binding. The record is from RefSeq and is a predicted model, not a curated record. Gene Ontology annotation, biological process: carbohydrate metabolic process. Gene Ontology annotation, cellular component: extracellular region. The transcript has 5 exons.
UCUGCUAGUGAUCGGUAGGACAAAUUUGCUAUAGUGCGCUUUGUACUGAAACGAUCUCUCCGCUUCUACUUAUAAAGAAAACAAGCACAAAUAUAUUUAUUUUUAGUGAGGUUCGCUACGUCGUCGUGAGCCCCACUUAAACAUUUAACACUGAAAGUUUGUGUGUGCUUCGAGUUAUUGCAAUUUCUUACGUUGAAACGUGAAUACCGUUCGUAGUUAGUUGCUGCGGUGAUCGCUGGUGGUGUUUCAGACUCCAUCGUUAGUAAAUAAAAAAUAAUAUUAAAAUAAACAACCAGACACACAAUGGCAAAACUCUUUGUGGUUUUUGCCAUUUUAGCUGUAGCCACAGCGACAGCCUCUGCCGAUCGUGUGAGACGUCAAGCCUCAACAGAGGAGCCCAAAAAGGAGGAGUCCUUCGAAAAGGAGCUCUGCAAGGAUAAAGAUGCUGGCGAAUGGUUCCGUUUAGUCGCUGGUGAAGGCGAUAACUGCCGUGAUGUCAUCCAGUGUACAUCGUCAGGUCUGCAAGCCAUCCGUUGCCCGGCUGGUCUGUACUUCGAUAUCGAGAAGCAGACUUGUGACUGGAAAGAAUCCGUAAAGAAUUGCAAAUCGAAGAACAAGGAGCGACGUGUCAAACCUUUGCUACACACAGACGAGCCACUGUGUCAGGAUGGUUUCUUGGCUUGUGGUGAUGGCAAUUGUAUUGAGCGCGGUCUCUUCUGUAACGGCGAGAAGGAUUGCUCAGACGGUUCCGAUGAGAACACUUGUGAUAUCGAUAACGAUCCCAAUCGCGCUCCACCCUGCGAUCCCACUGUAUGUGUGUUGCCCGAUUGUUUCUGCUCUGAAGAUGGUACCUCCAUCCCCGGCGAUUUGCCAGCCAAGGAUGUACCUAUGAUGAUCACCAUUACCUUCGAUGAUGCCAUCAACAACAACAAUAUUGAAUUGUACAAGGAAAUCUUCAAGGGACGCAAGAACCCCAACGGUUGUGACAUUAAGGCCACCUACUUCACUUCGCACAAAUACACCAACUACUCAGCGGUGCAAGAGACCGCACGUAAAGGACACGAAAUUGCUGUGCACUCCAUUACACACAACGAUGAAGAGCGCUUCUGGUCGAACGCUACCGUCGACGAUUGGGCCAAGGAAAUGGCUGGUAUGCGUAUCAUCAUCGAGAAAUACGCCAACAUCACCGAUAACUCCGUUGUGGGUGUACGUGCACCAUACUUGCGUGUCGGUGGCAACAAUCAAUUCACAAUGAUGGAAGAACAAGCUUUCCUUUAUGACUCCACCAUCACUGCCCCACUUUCGAAUCCACCACUAUGGCCAUACACCAUGUACUUCCGCAUGCCACACCGUUGCCACGGUAAUCUGCAGAGCUGCCCAACACGUUCACAUGCCGUCUGGGAAAUGGUGAUGAACGAAUUGGAUCGUCGUGAGGAUCCAGCCAAUGAUGAAUAUCUGCCUGGUUGCGCUAUGGUUGAUUCGUGUUCGAACAUUUUGACCGGUGAUCAAUUCUACAAUUUCCUCAAUCACAAUUUCGAUCGCCAUUACGACCAGAAUCGUGCACCAUUGGGUCUGUACUUCCAUGCCGCUUGGUUGAAGAACAAUCCCGAGUUCUUGGAUGCCUUCCUGUACUGGAUCGAUGAGAUCUUGGCCAAUCACAAUGAUGUCUACUUCGUCACAAUGACACAGGUCAUCCAAUGGAUGCAGAAUCCACGCACCAUCAGCGAAGCCAAGAACUUCGAACCAUGGAGGGAGAAGUGUGUGGUCGAAGGCAAGCCAGCAUGCUGGGUGCCCAACACUUGCAAGCUGACCUCCAAGGAAAUUCCCGGUGAGACCAUCAACUUGCAGACUUGCGUGCGUUGCCCGAACAACUACCCAUGGGUGAACGAUCCAACCGGUGAUGGUUUCUUCUAAGUCAAACGCGCUCACCUGUAAUCGCACAGCCAGCCAAGUUUUUUUUUGUUUUUAACUCAUUUUAAGUCUACUGACUUUUCGUAAGGUUUGUGCGCUAGCUCGCUUUGUUAAUGUUUUUAAGUUUUCUACUUCUUUUCUUGUUCUUGUUCUUUAUUUUUUUUUUUUUUGCCUAUCGAAUUUGCUGUGUUAUAUUUUUCUUUACUCUUCUGUACUCUUAUUUAACCUAUAAAUUUGCUACUUAUCAUUUGUAAAUAUUUUUACUGUUAAUGGCCGCACGCAGAUAACUAAGCUAAACAUUAAAAAAAUAAAUAAAUAAAAUCAAGUUUAUAUUAAGUUAAAAAAAAACGAAAAAAUAUGCCACUUUCUAUUUUGUAUUUUUGUUUUUUGUUUUUUGUUUUAAGUUUUCUUUCUUUAUUUUCACUGCCUUUAACGUUAUGUUUGCUCUAAUUAUGCAAGACUUUUAUUAUUUGACUGACCUUCGAGCUGUCAAAUGAUUAUUGGCAACUAUUUACACAUCAAUACGGGCCGCACACAUAGGUAUUUGGCACUCAAGGUCGUUGCUGUGUUAAUUUUAAAGUUACGUAAAAGCCGAACAAAAUACAUACAUACAUACAUAUGUACACAAACACAAAGAAAUACACGAAGCGAUACAAGCAGUAGCCGGAAAGUAAUCAAUUCCACACAUGAUAUCAAAUAUUUUCGACAAAUA